UUUUUUAACCCUCCUGAAACUCAUGAGGAACUGUAUAUAAGAAUAGUAACUGCAGUUUUUUCCUAACACAAGGAAAAAAAGCAAUCGCAGCAACUAAAAGGUUUAAAUCUGACCUCAUGGAGUUAUUAACUCUAGGUCAAGCUUGUAAGAGCUAUUAAAACGUAGGAAAAAAGCCAUGGAAAUUUAAGAUAAUACAAAAUGGGUUUUGCCAAAGCUAGGUCAAGCCUAAGAGGGUAGACUUUAUGCUGGGGUGCUCUUGGUGGUUCUGCUUAGAUUCCUUCGUGUGGGGAAGUGACAUGACUCUGUGGACAGAUUUAACAUGCAGUUCAGCAGCCAAAUUCUAUCACAGCUCUUCUGAAGCGUAUCUGAAAAAUGUAAGUGAGCUAAAUAUGGUAGGUAGGUUUUUCACGUGGAGAGUAAAUAAUCUAUAUGAACUAAUGAUCCUUCCAUUGAAAAAGUAUAAAACAGCAACAAGCCGUUUUUGAUGAAAGUACCUCAGCUUUUUUUUUUUAAUAGAUGAAACCCUAAUAUUUUUUUCACACAGUUUAAUCACGGAAAAAAUGAGUCCUUUGUGUUAAAGAUCCUUCUAUGUUCUUCUAUGAUCCAGUCUUGACGUAGAUUCCUGGGGGGUGUCAGUGUGGCUGUGUUGUAAAGGCCUGAGGAAGAUUCUUCUGAAGUUGCCAGAGUGUAAUCAAUGGACAAACCUAUGUGUAUUGCAUAUGAUUAUUCCUCUAAGCUUCAUUAUUAAAUUAUUUUUAUUAAGUGAAAAGCUGUUUCUGUGGUUUUGGCAUUUAAAUAAUAAAAAAUUGUAAUUGCAAGUAUUUGCUUUUGUAUAGCAAACUUAUUUUAAUAAUCAAAUUCAGUGUCUACCUGUCUUUAUAAAUUCUGCUUGAAUUUUGAUGCUUGUCAGCAUCAAUUUCAACACAGCAGGUUAUCUUGAGUCUUGACAAGACCACUGAAUUUAUUAGGCUUUAUCUCAGAAACCUGGGUGUUGUCUUCAUGCUUUGGUUUUUUAUCUUCUAGCAUGUUUUCCUUCAGGGAAUUUCAGUAUCUAUAAUGCAUAUAAUUAUCUUCAAGAUGUACAAGUAUGCUGUCGUGCUUACUUUUUUUAGACAUACAAAAGGAUUGGAGUCAACACGAUUAAAAAAAAAAAAAAAGCUUGUGAUAAACUAUGUGUGGGCUAUGUAGCUUCACUUCCAUUCUGAUUUAGGAAGAUGGGGACUGAUUACUCAUGUGGUUAUCAGCUAAAGAUACCGGGGGCAGGCUGUGUUGUAGAUCGGUCAGAGGAUAACGAGUGCAGUAUUUAUAGGGGAUGGUAACAGCUCAUUGUUAUGCAGAUGAUGCAGUUAAAAAGGAAAAAAUAGAACUUCUCGGCACUUGGGUUCUUUUAUAAGGAUUUAUUGGGUCCUACAGUACCUGCAGUGUUAAGAAGCUGUGAGUUUGGAGUCAGGAAUACCUACCUGCAGGUCACUAUGCUGUUUCACCUGAUGCAGGAGCUGCUCAAGUGCUGUGUUGCCAUGUGCAGCAGUGCAUUGAACCUUCAGUGUCCAUUUUUCUCUUCAGUUAACUUUGAUCAGAAUAAUGAGUUUCUUCUGCGUUUAUUGGAAGAAUUCAACAAGAAUUUGUGCAGCAUAAAUUGCCCUGUGCAGGCAAUUAAUUCCUGCCAGACACUUUUUGAGGUAUCCUGGUGUCAGUCCCAUACCUGUUUUCCUACUCCUGUGGGAUAAGGAUUCUGUUGUAGCAUAAACCACGGUUAUCCAUUCUUGUAAAGAAGUAAUAAUAGGCACAGGUUAAAAGGCUAUUGCCACUCCCUGGGGUGAAGGGUUUGUUUAGGCUCCUGACAAGGCUCUGUCUUUUGAGCCCAGGCUUAGAGCUUUAGUUACAGUCUGCAGCAGAAGCAAUCAUAAGAAAAAGAGAUGCAGUCAGUGAGGUAUUUAAAAUAAUAUUCAGAUGCAUGCAAUUUACAGGAAGUACCCAUAUUUCAGGAUUUAUUGGUGCUCAUUAUGAAUACAAGGGACAUGAACUCACUCAUUUUUACUAACGAACAGCACAAACAUCAGUUCAGGAAAAGGUAGUUCUAGGAGGCAGUUGCUAAAUGAUCCCAGGAAAUCUGACAACUAUCUUACAUCUGUUUGAUGGACAUGUUUAGACCAAAACAUGGGAGAAAACAUCUCUAAGCAAAACCCCAGUUGUACCUUAAAAGUGCUGGUUUUGAAAUUUUUCUGUGAGAACAGAGCAAGAAUAACCUAAAUCUCUUGUCUUUUAUUAAAUUGUAAUCUUAAAAGAAAUUGGGAAGCUUAAAUUAAAAGAACAUGAAAUAGAUUUGCUCUGGCAUCACCUGGACACAUGAUUUUAUUGUAGUGAUAAAAUACAAUAUAAACACUUCCAUAAGAAUGGCUCAGCAGUAUUGUGAAAUGAAGCCCUAGGGAGAGGGAGCCUUCAUUUUUGGGUAGAAGUGUGAAAUAUGGGGUACAGAAUGUCUCUUGCCAUAGUGACACAUGUGGGUGCCCGAGGGGAUUUGUCCUUGUCUGGCCAAGUCCAGCCUGAGCUGCUGGCAAACUCGGGAGAUCAAAGUACUCUGCUCUCAAGAGUUUCUCAUCCUUGUGGAUCCUCUCCCACUGUUUUUGGAGCCCUGAAGAAACAAGGGAGUGUGUUCUAAAGUCAUGUGUGAAUCCAGUGUGCAGUUAAAGUGGAGGUAGGUUACAAAGCUGUCUGUCCCACAAGUCACAGACAUAACUGAGGUGACACUCAGCAGUGGGGCAGUAUGGAAUGCAAAGGGAGAUAGUUUCUUAGGUAGGGUCCAUGUUGUCUUGAAGUUUUUUAGGUGAAAAUUAAAACAAUUAUAUUUACAGAUGGUGACAUAAAUUCUGAAAUGCUUCUGAAUGUAUUUUUUACUUUCUUGCAUCGUCAGUCUUUUUUUUUCUGGUUGUACACUUCACGCCAUGUUAUUUAUGUAAUUUAUUUUUACUUUUUGUUUAAUAAUAAUAGAAUAUAUCUGAAUUUCAAAUCCAAGAUGGCUCAGAAGAGGAGCUCAAGUGGGCGGUCAUUCCCAUUGCUGCUGCUGCUGAUUGCUGUGGCCUUUGUUCAUUUAACUGUCUGUCCUUUUACAAAAGUGGAGGAGAGCUUUAACCUACAAGCUAUCCAUGAUGUGGUGUACCACCAGCUGGACUUGGAUAAGUAUGACCAUCAUGAAUUUCCUGGAGUUGUCCCAAGAACGUUCCUUGGACCAAUUUUUAUUGCUGCUCUUUCCAGCCCGGCUAUCUACAUACUUUCUGUGCUAAGAAUGUCCAAGUUUUAUUCCCAGCUGAUAGUUCGAGCAAGUUUGGGGCUCAGUGUGAUUUACACCUUAUGGAAGCUGCAGAAAGAAGUUAGAAAACAGUUUGGAGCAACUACAGCAUCAAUCUUCUGUCUCAUCACUGCUACUCAGUUUCAUUUGAUGUUUUACUGUACAAGAACCCUCCCUAAUGUGUUUGCACUUCCAUUUGUGCUCCUGGCAUUGACAUUUUGGAUACAGCAAAAGCAAAGGCCAUUCAUUUGGUUCUCAGCUUUGGCGAUUAUAGUCUUCAGAUCAGAGCUCUGCAUAUUCUUAGGCCUCAUGCUCCUGGUGACGUUAUUAACUAAAAGAAUCUCCAUUUUCAAGGUGCUUUCCCAUGCUGUUCCUGCUGGAAUGUUUUGGUUGGGGCUAACAGUUGCUGUGGAUUCGCUAUUUUGGAGGCAGCUUGUGUGGCCUGAGGGGAAAGUGCUCUGGUAUAACACAGUUUUAAACAAAAGUUCCAACUGGGGAACUUCUCCCUUCUUGUGGUAUUUCUAUUCAGCCCUGCCUCGUGCUUUGGGAUGCAGCAUAAUAUUUGUACCUUUAGGGGUAACAGAAAAGAGAACUCGGAUUUUACUUUUGCCAGCACUGGGCUUUAUUUUCUUGUAUUCGUUUCUCCCACACAAAGAGCUGCGUUUCAUCAUCUAUACUUUCCCUGUUUUCAACAUAGUGGCUGCUAAAAUGUGCUCACGAAUUCUGAAUAACUACCGGAGAUCCUGGCUGUACAAACUUGGAUCGUUCUUUAUUAUAAUACAUCUUCUACUUAAUGCUGUUUAUUCAGGAACAUCUUUAUAUGUUUCACAUUUCAAUUAUCCUGGAGGAGUAGCAAUUCAGAAGCUGCAUGAGUUGGUACCUUCAACAGCAGAUGUCUCUGUUCAUAUUGAUGUGGCUGCAGCGCAAACGGGAGUUUCUCGGUUUCUAGAAAUCAAUUCUGAUUGGAGGUAUGACAAAAGAGAAGAUGUUAAACCAGGAGACCAGUUGAUGUUUUCUUACACACAUAUACUGAUGGAAACAAAUCCUCUUCAAAUAUCACAUUACAAGACAACCCACAGGCCACUGGCAAAUAUACCUGGCAUCAGUAAAAUUGGGUUGAACCUUACUGCACUACCUCCUUUUACUUUAAACUUGAAACCAAAAUUAGUACUGUUGGAAAAACUUCCUCUAUCGUCUUGACUGUGAAUUUUAAGUAAGUCUUUUGAUGUGAUUUUGCUGAUGAUUGAACUAUAUAGACAGCAGCAAAUUGUCAUUCCAGCACUGCAACUCAGCUUCUGUGGAGAGGCACAGAAAAUCUCUGUACCAGUUGGUAUUUAGCUCCGUCCUGUUUCUUACGUAAAUAAUACAAUGCAUUCCUAGUUAGUAUAUGCUCAGUUUACUGAGUUGUAUUGUUAGAUAUGUUUAAAAGAGGUUGCCUACAAGUUUAGUGGUAUUAAGUAAAACCUGUCUACUUGAUUUGGUAGUCUGUUUCAUCAUGUAGUACAGGUAUGUCCUAAUUGUCCUGUAUAAGAUACAAAACCAACAGGUUUGUGUUAGGGCAAUAAUUUAAUAUGUAAUCUAUGUGUGCAAAGAUGUAUUACUUUAUGUAUCUGCAGCAUUGUAACCCCCUGAACUGUCAGAUUGCCAGUGUGAAACCUAACGAUGUUAUAAACAUAGGAAAGCCAUAUUCAUCAUUGCUUCAUCAUAAUUCCUCAUUGUGCCCUGUAGGCUACCAAACUAAUGAAACAUUCACUUAAAAAGCAGUUGGACCUCUUGACAAGCACUGUUUCAUAACAGAUUUCAGUACUAAGGAUGAUUAUCUUCAUUCCAACAAUUCAUGAAAAAGCAAUAACUUGGAUUUCCUGGGAAAAAAGAAUCUUUAAAAUAAUUUUUCCCCUCUUCUGCUGUAAUGGUAUCUUAAUUUGCAGUGUAAAAAUUACCUAUGAAAAUGUCCAUUUUAAGAUAGGUGCUGUUUUUGGUUUGGUUUUUUUUAUUAAGUAAUCCCUUACUCUAACGUGCCAUGUGCUGCAUUCUAUAAACUAGAGUAAGAUUGCAUGCUCUGUAGUUAGUUUCUUAGUUUCUUUAUUGGAUGUUUUUGUUAAGGAUGUCUGCAUAGAUUGCUGAAUGGAACAAGAAAGAAAGGUUAAUUUCUGGUUAGGGCCAGUUAUAAUAUGACAGAAGCUCCAUUAGUGUAAAAUGUCAGAAUAAAUUAUCAUGGGCAGAAAACUAUUCCUUGCUGACUGAAAACUUGAGUAAAAUGUAAUUAUGGAAUAAAGUGGUUUGGUUUUUUUGUU
Molecule: messenger RNA, 5580 nt
Organism: Passer montanus (Eurasian tree sparrow)
Lineage: Eukaryota; Metazoa; Chordata; Aves; Passeriformes; Passeridae
Gene: ALG12
Product: ALG12 alpha-1,6-mannosyltransferase
Exons: 9
Coding region: 2873-4486 (537 amino acids)
Biological process (GO): protein N-linked glycosylation
Cellular component (GO): endoplasmic reticulum membrane
Molecular function (GO): alpha-1,6-mannosyltransferase activity
Source: RefSeq, a predicted model, not a curated record